Molecule: messenger RNA, 483 nt
Organism: Lucilia sericata (common green bottle fly)
Lineage: Eukaryota; Metazoa; Arthropoda; Insecta; Diptera; Calliphoridae
Product: alpha-tocopherol transfer protein-like
Exons: 4
Coding region: 1-483 (160 amino acids)
Cellular component (GO): membrane
Molecular function (GO): phosphatidylinositol bisphosphate binding
Source: RefSeq, a predicted model, not a curated record
AUGGUUAAUGAAAUUUUAAGAGUUAGUCAUUUUUAUGCAGAAAGUGCUAGAGAUUUGAUUCGACGUUACUAUAACCUACAAAGUAAAUAUAAUGAAAUAACAAAUUUCCUAAUACCCAAACAAUGGAACCAUAAACUUAUCUCCAUAGAUGAUGUCUUUAGCGCCAGUACUUUAUGCAGUGAGCUAUUGCAAUUGGAACCGGAGACUCAAAUAAAUGGUAUUGUCUAUAUAAUGGAUAUGCAGGGUUUAACAUUGGGUCGUGCCUUACACUAUACACCCUAUAGGACUAAACGUCUUCUGGAUAUACAAAGUAAUAUACCUUUAAGGAUCAAAGGUUUUCAUGUAGUCAAUCAACCGAAAAUCUUUCAACCGAUUUAUGCUGCUGCCAAACCGUUUUUUACCACAAAAUUUGCCAAACGUAUAGUUUUACAUGGUUCCAAUUAUGAGUCUUUACAUCGUUAUACCAUAUUCCGAACUUUUUAG